Echinops telfairi (small Madagascar hedgehog) is the source of this 1442-nucleotide messenger RNA. Its product is annotated as zinc finger protein OZF-like. The record is from RefSeq and is a predicted model, not a curated record. The transcript has 2 exons. NCBI's taxonomy places the organism in Eukaryota, Metazoa, Chordata, Mammalia, Afrosoricida, Tenrecidae. The coding region runs from base 1 to 1347 and encodes 448 amino acids.
AUGGGAGAGCCGGGAGCAUUGCUGGGGCACCUCGGCAUUCCCGAAGGCAAGGGACCCCCGAAACGCCACCCGCAGGCCUUCAGUGAUGGCCACAGGCCCUACAAGUGCGGCGACUGCGGCAAGGCCUUCGCGCAGAACAUGCAGCUGGUGGGCCACCUGCGCACGCACGCGGGCCAGCGGCCCUACCGGUGCGGCGACUGCGGCGAGGCCUUCACCCUCAUCACGCACCUCCUGGACCACCAGCGCACCCACACGGGCGAGCAGCCCUUCUCCUGCGACGCGUGCGGCCAGCACUUCACCAAGCGCGCCUCGCUGCUGGGCCACCAGAAGGUCUACGCGGCCGAGAAGCCCCACAAGUGCGGGGUGUGCGGCAAGGCCUUCCGCAAGAAGUCGGACCUGGUCAACCACCACCGCAUCCACACGGGCGAGCGGCCCUUCCGCUGCUACGAGUGCGGCAAGGCGUUCACGCAGAGCAUGACGCUGGUGGAGCACCAGAAGACGCACACGGGCGAGAAGGCCUACCGCUGCCUGGAGUGCGGCAAGCGCUUCACCAAGUCGUCGGCGCUCAUCCUGCACGAGCGCAUCCACACGGGCGAGCGGCCCUUCCGCUGCGCCGAGUGCGGCAAGGCCUUCAACCAGAACGUGCAGCUGGUGGUCCACCAGCGCAGCCACACGGGCGAGCGGCCCUUCCAGUGCGCGGCCUGCGGGAAGUCCUACAGCCAGAAGGGCUACCUGGCCGUCCACCAGCGGACGCACACCGGGGAGAAGCCCUACGAGUGCGGCGAGUGCAAGAGGGCCUUCAGCCAGAAGGCCCACCUGUCCAUCCACCUGCGGAUCCACACAGGCGAGAAGCCCUACAGCUGCGGCGAGUGCGGGCGGAGCUUCCGCAAGGUCUCCUUCCUGUGCCAGCACCAGGCCAUCCACAGCGAUGAGCGGCCCUUCAAGUGCGAUGAGUGCGGGAAAGCCUUCAUCCGCAAGUCGUCGCUGGUCCAGCACGAACGGAUCCACACGGGCGAGAAGCCCUACCUCUGCGGCCAUUGCGGCAAGACCUUCCGGCACCAGCCCACGCUGACGGCCCACCGCAGGAUCCACACCGGCGAGAAGCCCUACCAGUGCAAGGUGUGCGGCAAGGCCUUCCGCCGCAUGGGGAACCUCACCUGCCACCAGAAGAUGCACCCCGUCGAGGCGCCCCCAAGUGGGCCAGCCGAAGAUGGCUGCUACCGGAGUGGCCGGCCCGGUGCUGGGGAGGAACAGAAUUUCGACCCCGUGCCACUUUGUAGUGAACUUAGAGGCGACCGAGAGGAUGACGUCGUGUACCUGGGAUGUUCUCUAGCCUCCAGUCCUUAGGGAAGGACCGUGGGGCACAGGGCACAGGCCAGACACCGUGAGCCAUCUGUUACAGAAUAAACAGGUGGAGGAGGCGGGCAUCCCGUCGCAUCAUG